AUGUCACUGACUACAAGUCGAUCCGCUCAGUUCGAUCCACUACCCAACUCGACCCGAAAUCGUGUGCCCAACAAUUCAUCGACUCACUCGCUAGCCACCCUGAACAAUAAUCAGCCACAUCCAUUACCACCGCCUUCGCUCGAACCACUCCGUGAGACGACUCCACUGACCAACGGUGGUGGGAAGUACAAAAAAGUUACUGUACCGGUACCCGACCCUACAAGACGACUACGCCAAUCUAUUCCACCAACCUAUUCAUCUUUUCCGGUUAGUUUUUUCAGUAUUAGAUUGUAA
Molecule: messenger RNA, 294 nt
Organism: Caenorhabditis remanei
Lineage: Eukaryota; Metazoa; Nematoda; Chromadorea; Rhabditida; Rhabditidae
Exons: 1
Coding region: 1-294 (97 amino acids)
Source: RefSeq, a predicted model, not a curated record